AUGGACUCGCAGGCACCUUCCCCGCCCUACCUGGACGAACCCGCGAACAGCGACAGCAAUGGAUCUCGCACGCCAUAUCUGUCUUUCACGCCGAAGCGCUCCAUUGCGUCGUUCGAGAACUUAGUUGCUUUGGCCAACUACCAGGAGCGACUGAAGGAUGCGCGGAAAAUGGUAUGGCGCGAUAGAGGGCAGCCAGUGACAGACUUGCCCGAUCUAAAAGCAUGUCUUGAGCACGCGGCCACUGGGGGACUUAGAUCAGCUACGCUUGCUUUUGGCAUUCGAGCGGGGUUAAACGUCGUACUCGCCAUGAUUCGUAUGCGUAGGAUGCCAAGAUCGCUCUGGUUCUCCCUUGUGCGACACGCAAUCUUCGGAUUCGAUACGCUUAGAUUCGGCGCAAUGCUGGGCACAUUUACAGCCGUCUACAAAUUCCUAAUCAACGCGUUGCCGAUCCUCGUUCCGGCCGUGAACCCCAGACGCUACAGUUCCUCCGCGGUCGAUGAUGAAGAAACCGACAUAGACAUGCUUGAAUCGGGGCGUAACACAUCGCGUUUGACGGUCGAAGUCCCUUUGGCUGAACGCCGAGCGCGCCUGUCUCUCAGCACACACGCUCAAAUGAUGAUCGUGCGCAAGAAGACGAGGAGGUGGCAUGCAGCGUUGGCCGGUGCCGUCGCUGGUGCGCUGGCUAUUGUAUGGGAGAAGCGAAAUAGAAGGGGAGUAAUUGCUCAACAGAUGUUUGUUCGUGGCCUUCAAGGGUCAUACAACUCUUUUGCCUCGAGGCACAAUAUACACGUCCCUCACGGCGCAGUACUAGUAUUCUCUGUCGCCUGCGGGCAAAUCCUGUACGCAUUCCUCUUGAGACCAGAUACUCUUCCUCGUUCAUACUCUUCCUGGAUCGGGCAAGCCGCUAAAGUGCCGGCAGAGUGCGUUCGCAUGAACAAGGACCUCGUCCGAGAAGGAACCUUCGACAUAGCGGACGUCGAUAAACUCUCCUGGCGGCCUGACAUCACACCUUCCAACCUCGUGAAACUCCUCGAGCUCCGCGACCGCGCGACCGCGCCAACCCCCUCCUUCGGCCCUCGUCACGUCUCGUGCGCGGCGGUGCAUCCUGCAAUAGACUCUUGCUUGUCGGUCCCCUUCGACCGCUUUUUCGAAGUUUUCAAGUGGAUGCUCCCCAUCUACGGCGCGCUUCACUUCAUACCCGCCAUUCUGUUUAAACGGAAGGAAUUUUUCAGACAGCCGCUUAAGAUGCUGCUGAAGGCUGGCUGGGGGACUACCCGCAGCUCGGCCUUCCUUGGUACAUUCGUCAUUAUAUACCAAACCGCGUUCUGUUAUAAGCAUUACUUGUAUGAUCGAUUGAGCUCGCCAAAGAACUUGCCAACAGUGCAACGACUCGUCGAGCUCCUCAUCUCCAGAGCAUCGUUUUGGAUACCUGGAUUCUUAUGCGGGCUGUCUCUCUUUGUCGAGGCCCCCAGAAGGCGAGCGGAGUUGGCGAUGUACGUCUUGCCUAAAGGGCUCGAAAGUGCUUGGAUUAUGGCUAGAGGUAAAGGUCUCGUUUUCAAGACCGGUAAAUAUGGCGACGUCAUGCUCACUGCGAUAGGCAUGGGCAUGUUCAUGAGUACAUACCAGAAUGACCCCCACCAUCUGUCUGGGUUGGUCAGGCGUAUCAUGUACCAAUUUAUAGGUCCAAAUUGA
Messenger RNA from Pleurotus ostreatus (oyster mushroom), 1692 nucleotides. RefSeq lists its product as uncharacterized. The record is from RefSeq and is a predicted model, not a curated record. The coding region runs from base 1 to 1692 and encodes 563 amino acids. NCBI's taxonomy places the organism in Eukaryota, Fungi, Basidiomycota, Agaricomycetes, Agaricales, Pleurotaceae. The transcript is spliced from 9 exons.